Messenger RNA from Lachnellula hyalina, 2529 nucleotides. RefSeq lists its product as uncharacterized. Gene Ontology annotation, molecular function: protein binding. Bases 1 to 2529 code for a protein of 842 amino acids. NCBI's taxonomy places the organism in Eukaryota, Fungi, Ascomycota, Leotiomycetes, Helotiales, Lachnaceae. Gene Ontology annotation, cellular component: nucleus. The transcript has 3 exons. The record is from RefSeq and is a predicted model, not a curated record.
AUGGACAGUGUCAGCGGCAGCGAAGUCUCAUCGGAAGAAGAUUCGGCACUUGCCCUUGCCUUGCUCUCGAAACGGGACGAGCUUACGAGGGCCUUGGGAGGAGGUGGAAGUGUAAUUGGAAUUGCACAAGGAAGCGCAAAUGGAAGUGGAGGUGGUGCUCUGCCUUACGAUUUGAUUGCGUAUCUGGAGCGCGCGGCCGUGCAUUCAGAGCUGGGGUAUCCCGAUUUGGCAGCCGGCGAUGCGUAUAGAGCACUCCUGCUGUGCGACGAGUGCUCGGAUGCGGGGUUUGAGUAUCACGACUUGGCGCUGGAUGCGUUGAGAGAGCGCUGUGCUGCGGGGUUGCCUGCUGUGUUGGGGGGGAGAGGGAGGGGCAGCGAGGAGCUUGAGCGCGGGGUAGGCGGUUUGGAGAUUAUUACUGAGGGGCAAACCGCGAAUGCAAACGCGAAUGCAAAUGGGGAUGCGAGUGAGGACGAAGACGGGCACGAAGAUGAGGACGAUGACGAUGAGACAAAGCGGCUGAAAAGGAUUGCGCGCAUAGCUUCAAUACGCUGUUUUCGCAUGCUCGCGAUUAGUCUGCUGCUAUGCGGUUGUCUGAAGAGCUCGUAUGAUUUCUGUAUUAGGGGUUUAGGCGCCGCGUCUGAAGAUGAAGAUCUUUUGCAGGCAAAGGAAUACAUACAGCUCAUGGUACGGCGGAGACUGAAGCUCUCCUCGGAUGAAGAAGUGGAUAUUAGUGAACUGCCUGACCAAGGGCUGGUACGGCGGGAGGUCUAUCCAUGGAACACCCACGAGCCAAACCGCUUCUCGCAAGAAACCCUGGAUUUCCUGAACAAAGAGCUAGAAUCCGUUGCCCCGAAAUGCGAAGUCAAGGUCACGGAGCUGCCUACGUUAUUGGAAGGAAUAGGAGAGCUGGAGAGCACGAAUAAACAGCUGGGUUUAUUUGCAAAAGAGGAUAUCGAACCAGGCGAAGAAGUCCUCGAUGAAAUCUCCCUCCUUGCAACCAACAACCUGCUCAAAGAAUCCCUCUGCGACGCCUGCAGCUCAACCCUCCCACCUUUAACCGCAGACAGCAAAGUAGUAGACUGCCCCGACUGUGACGACAUCAUGUUCUGCGACACCACUUGUCUAGAACGGGCACAGGAAUCCUACCAUCCAGCAAUAUGCAACACAGACAUCGACACCAUAGCCAAAGACCCAGAUCCAAAAGAGAAGCCGUCUGCACUGUACUUACUACUGAUUGGAAGAGCGUUAGCCAUGGCUGCAACACAGCAAGUCCACCCCCUCGAGCUGAAAGAAGUGAAGUAUAUAUGGGGCGACUUCCUCCCCAGCGCCUCCAACACUAUCCCGAUCUCCCCCAACGCCGAGCCACCUCCCACCUGGACCCUACCCUUCUCCUUCUACUCCAAUAUCUCGGGCCCGCUGCACAUGCUCGAGAAAAUGGACAUCGACAUCUUCACGUCCCUUGACACAUACGAUUUGUGGGGUUUCAACACCCUGUAUGCGAAAUUCCGCGGCACGGCUUCCGCGCGCGUGAAUCCUCGGACGGGACAUCCGGAAGUCGCAGCUGUGCAUCCGCUGUGGUGUCUUGCGAAUCAUGACUGCGACCCGAACGUGCGCUGGGAGUGGGGGGCGCGGAUGCGGUUCUGGUGUCGGGAGCGACGGAUUAGAGGGGAGAGUGGGGGCAUUAAGAAGGGCGGGGAGGUGUUGAAUCAUUAUUGCGAUAUAGAAUUACCUGUCAAGGAGAGGAGGGAGUGGGCGAUUGGCAGUUUGGGCGGGAGGUGUAUGUGUGGACGGUGUAAGAGGGAGGCGGGGGAGUUGAAUGGGCAUGGGCAUGAGCAUGACAAGAAAUACACGAAAGAAAAAUUUUCCUCUCAGCCGCGCUUUUACCACAAACGAUUCACUUGCCACAAAGCAUUGCUGGGGUUCAAAUCGGAGUAUUUCGAUGCUGCUUGCUUUGGCACGUUCACAUCAAACGAAGUUGGCGAGAUCCACCUGGAAGAAGAAAAUCCUGAAGCCGUCUCUGCAUUCGUCGCUUGGUUAUACACUGGUCGGAUUCCAAUAUCGUGCUUGGUUAAGCUAGCAGUCUUAUGGGUCCUAGGAGACAAGCUUCGAAGCCCUGGUUUCGCUAACGAGGCUAUACACUUUAGCUUUAGCAGAUGCUGUGAGGAUUGGCUUACAGCUGCAACAGCUGAAUAUGUUUACAGCAACACUACCAGCAGCUCCAAAUUACGAGCUUUCAUCAAAGAUAUGAUACUCCACGAAGGCCCGUUGUUUGAUCGACCAGGAAGUGAUUAUGUGGAUUUUAUAAGAAAUUGGAGAGAUUUGAUACGACAAGGAGGCGAUCUUCUAGUUGAUAUAUCGCUCGAGGGAUCUUUUAAUCAUUACUCUGAUGAAGAUACCACAAGCCCAUGGCAUUGGAAGAAUUACGACAAGUAUCUAGAGCCAGUUACCACCCGUUCAAUCGAAGACUUCCUCGAAGGAAAACCAAGGGAAGGCACGAGAAAGCUCCUCAAGAGGAAGGCAGUUGAAUGA